This is a messenger RNA of Mesorhabditis spiculigera, 2415 nucleotides long. The record is from the annotation of a GenBank genome assembly. Lineage: Eukaryota; Metazoa; Nematoda; Chromadorea; Rhabditida; Rhabditidae.
AUGGCGGCGACAAAUCUGGCGCGCCGACGCCAGCGACCCACGUCGGGCAAUCUGAGGCUCCGGCGGUUGACCCAGGCGUAUCUGGCCCCGUCCGGCUACGUGAACCCGAGCCAGGCGAGUGUGCUCAGCAAGAUGGACGCGAUUUAUGAUACUGUCGAAUACCUCAUCCUGGAGCAACAGAGCGUCACGAGCGGCCUUUUCCCGCGAUAUUCAAAAGACAAGGAUGUUGGCUACGUGAAGGACAGCAUCUACUGCGCGCUCGCCUGCUGGGCCAGCUCGAUCGCUUACAAGAGACUCGAUGACGAUCGUGGCCGCGAGACAGAGCUCCGGCAAACGGCCGUCAAGACGAUGCGCGGGAUCCUUUUCUCGUGGAUGCAACAGUCAGAAGCGCUCAACAAAUUCAAGUCGAACAACUCGCCCGAGCACGCGCUACACUCUCGUGUUGAUCUCCAGACCGGGAUGACGCUGGCGACGCCAAACGAAAAGAGCUACGGCCACCUACAAAUGGACCUGGUGGCACUGUGGCUGCUCGCUGUUGUACAAAUGAUCGUGGGAGGCGAAAAGGUCAUCUACACGCACCACGAGGUCCAGUUCGUGCAGAAUCUGGUCUUCUACAUCGAGCGCACGUACCGGACCCCCGAUUUCGGGAUGUGGGAGCGCGGGACGAGAUAUAACAAAGGCGACCCGGAGCUUCAUGCGAGCAGCGUGGGCAUGGUCAAAGCAGCCCUGGAAGCGGUGAACGGCUUCAACCUGUUCGGCUCGUACGGCACAUCCUCGUCGGUCAUCUACGUCGAUAUUGAUGGGCACAACAGAAAUAGGACGACCUUCGAGACGAUUUUGCCUAGGGAAUCGGCUUCGAAGACCACCGAUGCCUCGCUGGUGAUGACCAUCGGCUGGCCGGCGUUCGCCACCCACGACACGGCGCUUUUCUCGAAGUCAAUGGAGAAGAUCUACAAGCACUUGGAGGGGAGAUUUGGCGUCCGGAGGUUUUUGCGCGACGGCUACCGCACUGAAAUCGAAGACGCGUCCCGGAACCAUUACCACGACCACGAGACGUCCCGUUUUCACAACAUCGAGUCGCAAUUUCCGAUGUUCAUCUGCGUCAUGUAUAUUACAGCCAGCAUUCGCGGCGACACCGAGGUGGCGAACCGCUAUUGGGAGAAGCUGCAGGAGCUGCUCAUCGACGAUAUGGACGUUCCCGGCGCCAAAAUCCUACCCGAGUGCUACGUGGUCGACGAGCUGAACUACCAGCAGGAGCGCCGGCAGCCGAAUUCCACCGAUUUGUACCCCCAGAACCCGUCGGAAUUUGGGCAUCAUCUGUGGACGAAUUCGUUGUACAUCAUCGCGCUGCUAUUACGCGAAGGCCUCGUCCACGCCGGUGACAUCGACCCGAUGACGCGUCAUCUACCCGCUAGCCAGCGCCCAAAGAUCUUCAUCAAGCAUAGCGCUUUUCAGGGUUCGAUGGAGGGCGACCCCGUCGUCCAAAUUGCGCUGAUCGCCGAGUCCGCUCGGCUCCAGAUGACGUUGUCGACUUACGGUAUCGCCACCCAGACCCCGCAUGAGGUCGAGCCGGUCCAAAUUUGGCCGAGUUGGCGGCUGGUGAAGGUCUUCGAAUGCCUUGGACGAGACCCAAAGCUCCUGCUCGACGGGAGACCCCCAAGACCGUUCGGGCCAUUGUCGACAUCCAAGGUGUACCGCGUAUUCGGUGACACCGUGAUGUGCUACCCGCUGCUCUUCGAGGUCAAAGAUUUCUAUGUGGCCUCCGAUCCGGCGAUUCUAAUUGACGAUAUCAAGCACGAAAUCGAGUUCAUCGCCCGUCGUUGGAAGCUGUCGGGAAGGCCGACGAUGUGCGUCUUGUUACGUGAGGAAAACGUGCUCGGCCCCUACUUCGACCAUAUGAUGGACCUGCUCGUGCAGCUGAAGAAUGGCUUCGUCGGCGGGAUCAGGGUUCGGCUCGGCAGGGUUCAUCAGCUUCUGAACUCGGCCUGCAUCGAGCACGUCGACUUUGCGAACUCGGAUGACGUGGAGUUUGAUAUCGACAAGUUAGAGGAAGACGAUGGCCCCGGCUCGGAUUAUCGAUCGAGGACGAGCUUGAAAGAGGCGGCUAAUGACGACGAGACGGUGGUGGAGUCCGACUUCACGUCGAUGAGCGACCACGCGUUGUAUGAAGUUCUCGUCCAUGACGAGCCGGAAAAGCUGCGCGCCACCGCUUUUGCCAUUGUGGCGUUUUGGCGACGAGCCGGACCCGAUUUCAUGAUUGGAACAACCACACUCCGGGAGCGGCUCGAGAAAAUCUACCGCACCGCUUGCCAACUGCGGCUGUGGUGGCUAGUUCGAUACUGCGCCGGCCACCUCCAGAAAAGCGUGAACAGCCUGGCGCCGUCGAUUACCAACCUGUUAGUGCGUGGCAAACAG